GUCCUACGUCACUCGGCCCUCCCUGUCUCAGCAGCAGCAGCAGCAGCAGCAGCCCGACACAUAGCAGCACCGCCGCGGCAGCAGGUCCAGAGAGGCGGAAGAGACUCAUCCCCACCUCCAGUCCAGGCCCAGUGGAUCGAUACCCAAAACCCAGCCCGCGUCGUUAGGCCUCACUCAAGCGAUAGCCUUGAAUUAUCUGCUCUAUACUCUGCGAUUUGUGAGCGGCAGAGGACUCGAAAUGCUUCAAUGUCUGAGUAGCAGUUCGUGUGUGCGCCUGGUCCAGACUCAUAGGUCGACAUGGUAUUUUUUAUUUCUAGUGUUGGGUUAUUUUCUGUAUCUAAUCUUCGGCGCGGUGGUGUUCUCCUCGGUCGAGCUGCCGUACGAGGACCUCCUGCGACAGGAGUUGCGGGCGGUCAAAAAGCAAUUCCUCCAGGAGAAUCCGUGUUUGUCUGAAGAUCGGCUGGAAAAGUUUUUAGAGAAAGCCCUGGAAGCCAGUAAUUAUGGGGUGUCCGUCCUCAAUAACGCGUCGGCCAACUGGAAUUGGGACUUCACCUCUGCGCUGUUUUUCGCCAGCACCGUGCUGUCCACCACAGGCUACGGCCACACCGUGCCGCUGUCCGACGGCGGCAAGGCCUUCUGCAUCAUCUACUCGGUGAUGGGCAUCCCCUUCACCCUCCUCUUCCUCACCGCUGUGGUGCAGAGGAUCAUGGUCUUCAGCACGCAUCGGCCCGUCAUGUACAUCCACACCCAGUGGGGUCUCUCAAAGUCCUUCGUGGCCGUGGUCCACGCCACCCUGCUGGCCACCGUGGCCGUCACCUGCUUCUUCUUCGUCCCCGCCAUCAUCUUCUCAGCGCUGGAGGGCAACUGGAACUUCCUGGAGUCCUUCUACUUCUGCUUCAUCUCCCUCAGCACCAUCGGCCUGGGAGACUACGUACCGGGAGAGGGGUCCAACCAGAGGUUCAGAGAGCUCUACAAAGUGGGCAUCACCGUGUACCUUCUGCUGGGGCUGGUGGUGAUGCUGGUGGUACUGGAGACCUUCUGCGAGCUGCAGCAGCUGAAGCAGCUGAGGAAGAUGUUCUACCUGAGGAAGCAGAAGCCCCAGGACCGCCUGGCCAUCCUGGAGCACGACCAGCUGUCCUUCACCACCACCGUCGUCGCCACUCCGUCGUACGAGGACAAAACCCGCCACUUUCUCGGUGUGCCGGUGCUGACCUCGCCCGGGGGAGACGACCCGAUGAUCCAGUAGGGGGCGAUGUACGACCGGCAGGCUUCUUAGUUUUUACGUUCAUGACGGUAGGAAUAGCAGAUACUAGCCAGGUGUUCAUAUAAUGGAUAUUGUAUCACAGUGGUGUGCGUUUUACAAUAGAAUCCCACGGCUUUGACACUUUGAGUUGCGGAUACUUAUUAGUCUUUUGUUAUUUAAAUGGGAAACCAGAAGCAGCAUAAGCACAUCUUCAUGGAAUUGUAACCCUGGGAAUGUCUGUUUCGUGGAUUUCCUUUGUGUCCACAGGAAGGCUUCAUCAUGAGGUUUGAAAGAGGAGUCUAGAUGAGCGGGCUCAUUUUAUGCAUCAGCCGCGCUAACUAAAAGGAAUUCAAUAGAAUUAGAGAAUUUGAAACACUAAACAUAUAGAAUAUAGUCCAUUUUAAGGGAUAUUUCACCGCUAGGCAAGUCUACAUGUAAAAUAAUGCGCACGUACACUGUAUAGUUAUUUACACACUGAAAGACGAGAGACGUGACAAACUGUACUUUGUGUUUAUUUAAGAAUAAAAGGGGCACAUUGCAUUAAUUUAACUUUUUUCAUAACCACAGCUUUUAUUGUAGGUCAUUUCAUUAUUUCUUCAAUGCAUAGUUCAAAGUAUGAAGUUGGAUAACAAUUUUGCGAUAGUGCUAGUAAGCUUACCAAAUGUAUUCACCUAUUAACUGCCAAUUGAAUCUUAAUACAGGGUCAGUACACUGCUUAAGUCAGGAGCAAUUAAUCAACUCAAACUUUAAUUUAAGCAAUUGGUACUUAUAAUAGUGCUAUAAACAUUUAAAUGACACGUAAAUGCCAAUUAAAGGGAAAUAACUUGACCUAUACUUAUCUGCAGAAAUAUUGUUGGCCUUUUUAUAUGUGUUCAAAGUUCUGGAUAAACACCACAGUCACAUUAUGAAUUGUAAGGUUUAUGGGAUGUUGAAAUGAGUGGUGAGACAAUUUCAAUAAUGUUCAUUAUUUAAGCACAAUAAUUCACAUGAUGUAUGUGAAAGGGUUUUGUGUAUAAAUGAUGAAGAGAGUGGCCCAGUGUCAAAAUGGAAAAACUUGUUUUCUCUUUAAUGCUGAGAGUUAUAUGUUGUGCUCUCGACAGGAUAGUAUUUUAUUUAGUUGCUCAUUUAUAAAAAGGUAAACAACCUCAAUUAAAACUAUUUUUUCUAAUUGUGAAAGGAAAGAAUAUUUUUUUUUACAUGUCUUAAGGGAAAUUUGAAAAAGGGAUAUUUUGUAUGUUAUGGCAUCAUUUGCAUUCAAGGGAAAAGCGUGCAUUAAAACUUGAAAGUAAUAAUCAAAAGUCAAUUAGAAGUCAAUCACAUCUUCUUUUGAACCGUCAAAUGUUUGUUUGUUUGUGUCUGUAUGUUUAUUUAAGAGUUAGACAUCAGGGAAAGUAAUUAUGUGCAAAUAAAUGGAAAGACUGUCUGUAUGCAUAUCUUUAAAUCGUGGAAUUUCCAGUCAGAGAAAUACAUUUUUGUAGAAAAGUAGAGGAGCAUGUUAGAAUGCUUGCCCUCCCUCAUCAUUCCUGUUUCAGUUGGAGGUCAAACAUUGCACACGGCUAUGCUGCAGUUGUUUUGUUGUAGCGUGAACUCAGCUCUGAAUACUGUUUGCUGAAUACAUGGUGUCGUCGCUCUGAUACAUUAGUACUGUAGCUGUUGAAAUGCUCUUGAGUCUGAAUGGCAGCAGACGCGCUGUGUCACCUUGAUGUUCUACAGGCCUGCUUUAUUUGGAUCCGUUGAUGUUGUGUUUGUGUUUAAGACUUAUGGUUUGUAGGUAGACGGAGGUGCUGUGAAUCCAUGCCAUAAAUGUUCUUUAAGCACCAACUGGAUGUCUGUUAUGUGGAGGGCCAUUAUGGGUCUCAUAUAGUGCUUUACAUACCACCAACCUUAAAAUAUGAGGCAUAUGCAUUGGUACGAUUUGGUGCAAGUUUUUAUUGUCGCGAUAAGAAUUGUUUUAUCGGUUUGUGGAUCAGAGUAGCAUAUGCAUCUGCAAACAUUUCAGCUGUGUUAGAUAUACUUUCAGUGUUUGUCGUUGUGGAGUUAGUCUUAAAAAGAUGGACAUCUGCAUACAGUGAUAAGUAUAGUAAGACACUGCAAUAUCAUUAUUGUUCAAAUAAAAAUGUACAGGACAUGGAUAGACAAAAUGUGAAUGCAAAUAGCUUAAGUAAAAUACAAUAAAAUGAAUUGAAAGAU
Gadus morhua (Atlantic cod) is the source of this 3433-nucleotide messenger RNA. RefSeq names its product potassium channel, subfamily K, member 1b (gene kcnk1b). Gene Ontology annotation, molecular function: potassium ion leak channel activity; outward rectifier potassium channel activity. The transcript is spliced from 3 exons. Gene Ontology annotation, cellular component: plasma membrane. The record is from RefSeq and is a predicted model, not a curated record. The coding region runs from base 239 to 1246 and encodes 335 amino acids. Lineage: Eukaryota; Metazoa; Chordata; Actinopteri; Gadiformes; Gadidae. Gene Ontology annotation, biological process: potassium ion transmembrane transport; stabilization of membrane potential.